AUGAAGGGCGUGACCCUGCGUGGGCUGCUGGGUCUAUUGGUAAUCCUCACAGGAGUGAACUUGGCCUGCUCAGCUCGGAGCUUGGACCAGCUUGAUCCUAAAAUCUUUGGAUAUGCCAAUGAUACCUCGUCGAGCAGAACUGUCACCACUGGGGCAGACCUUGCAGCCACUUUGUCGGACGUGACCGUCUCGACCAUCAUCCUGAACGGACCCUCACAGCACUUAGAAAUUGAUUUUGGCGGCCUUGUCAAUGCAAUAUACGUGGAGAGCGAUGGGAUUCUGGGCCUCUUCAAUAUCACCGCUAGGAACAUUGGGCCCAAGGCUCUCAGGCGGCCCACGGAGAACCUGCAGAACCUGCAGUACAAGAUUGAGUCUUUUGGCCCAUGGCCCAGCAUACAAGUAGCCCCAGGCGCAACGCUGUACACCACCCUGGUCACCUUUUAUGCCUACAGCGAGCCGGACUGGCAGCAGUGCACACUGUUCCAAAACUACACUGCAGAGCGGCUGCUGGACAGUGGCUAUCCAGGCUCCUACACUAUCACAGGCCGCAACUCCUUCACCAUCAACGAAUUUGCUACUCCUGGCUGCUUCUUGUCAUACGCGGCCGCCGCCCCCGGCGUGCGACCGAUGACCCCGAGAAGCUUCCUCCCUCCCCGGAUAAGGUGCGCGCCUGCCGCUAUUAUUAUUAUUAUUAUUAUUAUUAUUAUUAUCAUUAUUAUCAUUAUUAUUAUUAUUAUUAUUAUUAUUAUUAUUAUUAUUAUUAUUAUUAUUAUUAUUAUUAUUAUUAUUAUUAUUAUUAUUAUUAUUAUUAUUAUUAUUAUUAUUAUUAUUAUUAUUAUUAUUAUUUAUUAUUAUUAUUACAAUUAUUAUUAUUAG
This is a messenger RNA of Coccomyxa subellipsoidea C-169, 876 nucleotides long. RefSeq lists its product as hypothetical. The coding region runs from base 1 to 876 and encodes 291 amino acids. The record is from RefSeq and is a predicted model, not a curated record. The transcript is spliced from 4 exons. NCBI's taxonomy places the organism in Eukaryota, Viridiplantae, Chlorophyta, Trebouxiophyceae, Coccomyxaceae.